AGGAAGCGCGUUGUUUUGUUUUGACCCCUGACCGCGAGGAAGAUGUCUGCGGCCGACGUGGAAGACUUUAUUCUCCAAAACAGAGACGUGGCGGAGCGGGUGGAGACGUUCCGCGGCUACUGGGAGAGCGGCAAGCACUGGGACGCCCGGAGGGAGUUCCUCCUGCGGAACAUGAACGACUUUGAAGAAAGCAACGUGGACCAGCUGCUGUCCCUGUCCAUGGUCUGGUCCAACAACGUCUUCAUGGGCUGCAGGUACAGCGCAGAGCUCCUGGAGAAGGUGAAGGAAAUGGCUGAGGGCAUCGUGGUGGAGGAUGCACCGGUCUUCAAGACCAGAGAUGAGAUCAUGAAGAACCAACAGGGUCGAUGACCGGACCAGUCAUUUGGGAUCAACAGUUAUUGGAUUCUGGAUCUUCCUGUGUCUACAAGGAUGACACUUUUAAUGAUUUUACAACACUUGUUUUUAAAUGGAUUUUAUAAUGCUUUGUAAUCAACGGACCAUUGUUGUUGUUUUUAAGUUAAAAGUAGAAAAACUGCCUUUUUCGUUGUACAGACAGCACAGACUUUUUAAAAUGCGAGUUUCACUCAUCUUUUAUCCAUUUUAAAUUUUAAGUGUAAGUAUUGUUUUUAGGGCAUAUUUGAAAUAUGCAAAUACAUGUUUGAAAAAUCUCACUUUGAGACUUGGAAUAAAGGACUUGUUUUCUAAUUGGUGAGUUAUGUUGUGCCUCUAUUGUAAGAAUUUGGUUAAUAUCUUGAUAAAAUGGAGCAGAACCUUGUUAUUAGUCUUUAGAUUGCCCAAAUUGUGCUUAGUAAAUGAAUCUUCAGUAAAGCUGGGUGAUAUAACCUCAAAUUUAAAUCCGGAUUAAUUGAAAAUUCACCUUGAUUUCAAUUGAGUAAUUUAUUUGUAGCCCUGAUUAGCCAUUAUCAAGGUUUUGCUCUUAAUAUUCAACAAUUACAACUGGGAUUUUUUUUUUCCCAGCGUACAUAUCUUUGAAAUUUUAAAUA
Molecule: messenger RNA, 1004 nt
Organism: Cololabis saira (Pacific saury)
Lineage: Eukaryota; Metazoa; Chordata; Actinopteri; Beloniformes; Belonidae
Gene: xtbd1
Product: CDKN2A interacting protein N-terminal like
Exons: 3
Coding region: 43-369 (108 amino acids)
Source: RefSeq, a predicted model, not a curated record